UGGAGCAGCGAAAACGGAGCGCGGGAGUUGGCACAAAAGCUCUACACCGCUGCAGACCCACAAUAAACUCGGAAAAAGAGAGUGCGGAGAAAGAGAGAGCGUACGCAGAGAGAGUACCUGAGAGAGAGAACCUAAAGAGAGGGAGACUUUCCGAGAUAGGUUGUUAUUUGGCGACAGUCCCCGCACAGAAUUAUCUGCUCAGUGCUAAAGUUGUACUCGUGCUGCGUAGCUCGUGUGGGCAAGGCCGUUCCUCGACACGCCCACCCACCGCCCCGCGCGCCCCUAGCCACGCCCCCCAGCUGGUAGCAGCAGCUGCUUUUCAGUGAAGUGCGUGCGCGGUACGCGUUUCGUUUCGCGGCAACGGAAUUGCCGCCGGUUAAUAAAAACGUCCUGUGCAAAGACGAAAUAAAUAUGUGUAUAUCACCACUUUUUGCAUAAUACUAAAACUAAAACUAAACAUUUAAGCGGUAAUAUACUAUUUACUGUCGCGCUAUCCCCAUCCCCUUUUAUCAACGAAGCGCCAGCCAGUCCGCGUUAUCAGCAAACGGACCGCGACAAAAACACAAAAACAUACUGUAAAAUACACAAAAAAUAAAUAAAAACAAAAAUGAAAAGAAAAUGCAUUUGAAUGCGUGAGUGUAUGUUUAGCUUGCAGGAAAAAAGCCACAACAACUUUUGCGACGAAAAGGAAUUGGUCGCUUCAAUCAAAGGGGAAAAUCAACUGUUAACCGGCGAGUGGACGCAUUUAAGGCCAUCGAAAAAGACAAACAAAAGGGCAGGCGUGCAUGAAGUGAAAUCUGGCGGCUAACCGGCCGGUGAGUCUGGGCCAUCAUCAAUUACCCCAUAUCCUCGCACCUGGCCAUUAAAGUCAAGAGGGGAGUGUGGCAAAAGUGUGGAGAGCAACAGGUCGGCCGCGUAAGUCCCAGGACGCCAGGACGCCAGGACCUCGAGCCCCAUAAGUGGGCGAGAGUACGUGACUUAAUCAGCGGACGCAGCAGGAUCCUGAGCCUGGCUAACGAGACGACCAGAAGAGUGAGGCGGCGGAGGAGGAGGUGUCCCCCAUUUUCACCCGCAAUGAUUUCAUACACGGCACAGUGAGCAGCAGCAACAUGACAGAUGUGUCAUCGCCAGCUGGCGGCGCCGCAGCUCCGGUUGAAAUAACCACCAGUAGCACAACAGCCGCCACAACGUCGGCGUCCUCGGUGUCCAAGCCGCUGACCAAUGGCGCCAACAAGACGGCCACGUCAACGGCAAUUGGCGGAUCAUCCCCUCCAAUUCCCUCCAGCAGCUCCGGUGGCAGUCAGGCCAAGCUGGACCAUCAUCACCGGCAGAGCAAUAACAAUCGACCCACAAUAAAUCCCAGUUCGGAAACCAAGCUGAGAUCUCCGGGUGGCGAAAGUGAUGCCACCUCAAGGUUAAUGGCACCUGCCCCAUCCGCAUCGCAGUCCCCAGCUCAAGCCAGUGUCCAAACCCAAACGAGUCAGCAGGAGAGGCUGGGCAAGCCGAGUCCCACGACAUCUCAGCAGGAUGUCGACGAGGUGGCCCGACUCUUCGAGGAGAAGCCGGAGGCCUUCGAGAAGUGGCUGACGGAGAGGGCUCCUCCCGAGGCCCUCAGCCGCCUGCAGGAGUUCAUCGAGAACCGCAAGCCGCACAAGCGACCCUCGGUCACCUCCGAUCUCUUCCAGCAGUGGAUGGCCGCCUCGCCCACCGUGCAGCAGAAAUCACCGAGGAGCCUCUCCAACUCUUCGGCAUCGUCGCUUCCCGAGAGCCGGAGGCAUCUGAUGGACUUGGACGAGGGCGAGCUGUUCAUGGAACUGAUUCGCGACGUGGCCAACGAACUGGACAUCGACGUGCUGUGCCACAAGAUUCUGGUCAAUGUCGGCCUGCUCACCCACGCGGAUCGCGGCUCACUCUUUUUGGCCAAAGGCACGCCCACCAACAAGUAUCUGGUGGCCAAGCUGUUCGAUGUUACACAGAAGACAGCACUCAAGGACGCGGUGACUCGGGCCAGUGGUGAGGAGAUAAUCAUUCCCUUCGGAAUCGGAAUCGCAGGAAUGGUGGCCCAGACAAAGCAGAUGAUUAACAUCAAGGAGGCCUACAAGGAUGCGCGAUUCAACUGCGAAAUCGAUCUGAAGACCGGCUACAAGACGAAUGCCAUCCUCUGCAUGCCCAUUUGCAAUUACGAGGGCGACAUCAUAGGCGUGGCGCAAAUUAUUAACAAAACGAAUGGCUGCAUGGAGUUCGACGAGCACGACGUGGAGAUCUUCCGUCGCUAUCUGACCUUCUGCGGGAUUGGCAUCCAGAAUGCCCAGCUCUUCGAGAUGUCCGUCCAGGAGUACCGGCGCAACCAAAUCCUCCUCAAUCUGGCGCGAAGUAUUUUCGAGGAGCAGAACAACCUCGAGUGCCUCGUCACCAAAAUUAUGACCGAGGCCCGCGAACUCCUCAAAUGCGAACGGUGCUCGGUGUUCUUGGUGGACCUCGACUGUUGUGAGGCGAGCCAUUUGGAGAAGAUAAUUGAGAAGCCCAAUCAGCCAGCCACCCGCGCCAUCAAGUCCGCCGAUAGUUUCGAGGAGAAGAAAAUGCGCAAUCGUUUCACUGUGCUAUUCGAACUUGGUGGGGAAUAUCAGGCUGCCAACGUUUCGAGACCCUCUGUCAGCGAGUUGAGCUCCUCGACGCUGGCCCAAAUUGCUCAGUUUGUGGCCACCACCGGACAAACAGUCAACAUCUGCGAUGUCCACGAGUGGGUCAGGGAUCACAAUCAGAUUCGGGCCGAGGACGAAAUCGACAGCACCCAGGCCAUCCUCUGUAUGCCAAUUAUGAAUGCCCAGAAGAAGGUGAUUGGCGUCGCCCAGCUUAUCAACAAAGCCAAUGGCGUGCCCUUCACCGAAUCGGAUGCCUCGAUCUUCGAGGCGUUUGCCAUCUUCUGCGGUCUGGGCAUUCACAACACCCAGAUGUACGAGAACGCCUGCAAGCUGAUGGCCAAGCAGAAGGUGGCCCUCGAGUGCCUCAGUUACCAUGCCACCGCCAGCCAGGAUCAGACGGAGAAGCUCACCCAGGACGCGAUUGCCGAGGCGGAGUCCUACAACUUGUAUAGUUUUACCUUUACUGAUUUUGAACUAGUUGACGAUGAUACUUGCCGUGCAGUGCUGCGCAUGUUUAUGCAGUGCAAUCUGGUCUCGCAAUUCCAGAUUCCUUAUGAUGUCCUUUGCCGUUGGGUUUUGAGUGUUCGGAAGAACUAUCGCCCCGUGAAAUAUCACAAUUGGCGGCAUGCACUUAACGUGGCCCAGACAAUGUUUGCCAUGUUGAAAACUGGCAAGAUGGAGCGGUUUAUGACGGACUUGGAGAUCCUGGGCCUGCUGGUGGCCUGUUUGUGCCAUGACUUGGAUCACCGUGGCACGAACAACGCCUUUCAGACCAAAACGGAAUCUCCGUUGGCCAUUUUGUACACAACUAGCACAAUGGAGCACCAUCACUUCGAUCAGUGCGUAAUGAUCCUUAAUUCGGAGGGAAAUAACAUAUUUCAGGCCUUGUCACCUGAGGACUAUCGCUCGGUCAUGAAGACCGUGGAAAGCGCCAUCCUGUCCACCGAUUUGGCCAUGUACUUCAAGAAACGGAACGCCUUUCUUGAGUUGGUGGAAAAUGGCGAAUUCGAUUGGCAGGGCGAGGAGAAGAAGGAUUUACUUUGUGGAAUGAUGAUGACUGCCUGCGAUGUGAGUGCUAUUGCCAAACCCUGGGAAGUGCAGCACAAAGUGGCCAAGUUGGUGGCCGAUGAGUUCUUCGACCAAGGAGAUCUUGAAAAGCUGCAGCUCAACACCCAACCAGUGGCCAUGAUGGACAGGGAGCGCAAGGACGAGCUGCCCAAGAUGCAGGUGGGCUUUAUCGACGUGAUCUGCCUGCCCCUUUAUAGGGUGCUCUGCGACACCUUCCCCUGGAUCACUCCCCUUUACGAGGGCACCCUGGAGAACCGACGCAACUGGCAGGAUCUGGCCGAGAAGGUGGAGAUGGGCCUCACCUGGAUCGACCAUGAUACGAUUGACAAGCCCGUGGAGGAGUUUGCCGCCUGUGCGGAUGAGGAGAUCAAGGACAUUGAGUUCACAGUCACCACUCUCAAUUGCAAUCAGCAAUCGCAGCACGGCAGCGAGGAUAGCCACACACCGGAGCACCAGCGAAGUGGCUCCAGAUUGAGCAUGAAGAAGACAGGAGCCCUGGGCAAGGCCGUUCGUUCCAAGCUCUCGAAGACCCUCUACAACAGCAUGGAUGGCUCGAAGCCAAAGACCUCUCUGAAACUGCUGGAGUCCCAUGUCAGCGAGGACAUGGACGACAAGAGCCCCACGAGUCCUUCGCAGCCGCAGGCAUCCGGCAGCGUGGGCCGCAUGUCCGCCUCGUCAUCCACCUCGUCGGCCGGCGGUCAGAUGGUGGACAAGUCCAAAAAGCGCUCCAAACUGUGCGCGCUGUUAUGACGAAAGCCGUCCAAUUAGAAUAUGGCGACUCCCUCCAGCACGACGGCCAGUGAGACUGACCAAAAGUGUGGAGGGGGGCUGACCGAGUUCUAAUUGGAUAUUUGCGGUUUGGAAAAAUUCACAAUAACUUGUUGCUCUACCUGUAUCUAUUACAGUGUGACGUACUCUAUUUCGACUAAAUUUGAAUACCAUUCGUAUUGAUGAAACUAUACUUUAUAGCAUUCGAUUCAGUUUAAUAUUGACACUCAUAUUUAAUUUAAAACAAAUUCUACCACAUACUUCUGAAAUGAAAAAGCUAUGAAAAUGAUUUACUAACUAAUAUUAUUUGGAAAACCUUUUUCUUAAUAUGAAAUCAAAAGGGCCCCUAUUUAUUCGAAUUUUGUUUUCAUAUCCAUCAAAUCUGUAUAUUACAAAAGUACAAUUUCAUCAAAAAGAACUCCUUCAAAUUUAAUCGAAAUCGAAGUCGAAAGCGGGAGUAUAUGUAUAUGUUUGAUAUAUGUUUUAAGUACUAUAACUAUCCCUACACAAGCGGAUGAGCAUUAGGCAGAAGCAAAUGCAGUUGCAAUAUUAAGCAUAAGUGAAUGUCAAAAUAUGUGAUCUAUUUAAGGUCCCGAAGGUGCGAAGCCCCCGGGUUGAACCUUUUGUCGGAUACUAUCCCCUCUCUCUAUCUAUCUGUCUGUCGCUUUUAGGUGAUUGAAAACCGCGAAACUAAACUAACUAAGUAGAUCCAACCAACUAGCUAAGCGUGUACCUAGUUACCCUAACCAAAUCGUGCUAGUCAAACGUAUGAGAUACUAUAUGAAACACCCUAGUUAAGCAUUUGUGAGGCUAUAUUCCAGGCAUCGGGCAUCAGGGGGGAUCAUCACUAGUCCUCGCCUGUGAUCGGCUUGAAAUCUACUUUAUAGCUAAAUAAUAUUUGUAUGCACAGACGUGUGUAUUUACCUAGCAAACUAUAGCAAUAUUAUAUGAUAUUUCCCACACGAUUGUGAGCACAGCACAAAUAUUGAGAAAUCGAAAUCCUCUAAAACGCUCUAAUAUGAAUGAAUUAUACAUUUCGUACUAUGUUUGAUUGUAUAAAUAUAAAUAUUAGCUUAAAGAUAGACAGCAGUCAAUUUUUGAACUCGAACUCAAACAAAAUACGAAUACGAUAAACAUUUAGCAUAUAUUUAAUCGCACUCGGUUAAUACGAAUAGACCGGUCCCACACUCUCCUAGUUGUUGCAAUGAAGUUUACUUUAUCUGUGUGUACGUGUACAAAGAAAACUAUAUACUGUAGAGCAUAAAUAUAAACUAAAUAUAUAAAUAUAUACGGAAACUAUAUGAAAUAUUUACAUGUGACUAAUGUAACUAUAACUGAAUUGCUUAGAAUUAACGUGUUUAAGUGCAUCUCAUUUAUUUUUUCCAUUGGUCUGCGUGUGCUAAACAAAUUUGGCUAUAAGAAUAUUAACAAAGAUAAACGUUUAAAACUAUUUUUCUAGUUACUCUGCCGCUCGCUUGAAAAUCAAAAUCCAGAUAACUUUAUGAGCCGAUUUGAGCAUUUUUCUGGGUUUAGUUGUGACAAUUGAUUGUGUAUAUUUCUCUAGACAGUUUCGUUGCUUGUUUCUGUUCACCAACGAUUUACAAUUUAUUCACAUUUGUUUACCUAAUUGUGUAAGACUUGCAAUUAAAUCAAAAAUAAAUCACACCAUUGAGAAU
Molecule: messenger RNA, 6154 nt
Organism: Drosophila rhopaloa
Lineage: Eukaryota; Metazoa; Arthropoda; Insecta; Diptera; Drosophilidae
Product: cGMP-specific 3',5'-cyclic phosphodiesterase
Exons: 14
Coding region: 1110-4460 (1116 amino acids)
Biological process (GO): signal transduction
Molecular function (GO): protein binding; 3',5'-cyclic-nucleotide phosphodiesterase activity
Source: RefSeq, a predicted model, not a curated record